GUGGCGGUAGGCGUGGCCAAGUCUGUUGUGUUGGAUCUCGCGCUACCAACGAGCGAGCGACAAGAAACAAGUCCGAACGCAUCUCAGCUUUUCCCUGACUGCCCGCUAAGGUGACAACUCGACUGGCGGAGACGACUCGGCCGAGCGUCAAGCGGCACAAAAGCGGGAGGGCGUGGGCGGCGACCCGGCGGCAUGACCUCCAAAGGCGCCGGUGGCACGGCAUCAAGCCGUCGCAACUACAGGCUGGGUUUGGACACGGACAAAGCCAAAUCCAGCGGUAUUGUCAAUGAGAAACUGCUGAGCGACUAUUUGCAUCACGUCUUUCGUUCCGGUGAUGGCGCGCCCGCUCCGGCCUUGCUCAGGAAGCCUCUGACUUUCCAGGGUCUGAACACACACCUGGAAAACUUGCUGUCUGAAGGAGAAAGCGUUGAUGAUGGCCCAGAGCGCGAGGUGGAAGGUCGUCUGGGUCCUCAACCGGUGGUCCUGGACCACACCGGAGGCUUCGAGGGCUUGCUCUUUGUGGACGACGACCUUCUUGGGGUGAUUGGCCACAGCAACUUCAGCUCCAUCCGGGCCACCACUUGCGUCUACAAAGGAAAAUGGGCGUAUGAGGUGCUGAUCUCAUCACAGGGCCUGAUGCAGAUCGGCUGGUGCACGCUCUACUGCCGCUUCAACCAGGAGGAGGGUGUGGGCGACACGCCCGACUCGUAUGCCUACGACGGGAACCGGGUGCGCAAGUGGAACGUGGUGACCACCAACUACGGCAAGUCGUGGGCGGCGGGCGACAUCGUCAGCUGUCUCAUCGACCUGGAUGACGCCAGCGUCGCUUUCUGCCUCAACGGUCAGUCAUUGGGUACAGCGUUCAGCGACAUCAAAACUGGUCCCGGCGUGGCCUACUUCCCUGCCAUCAGCCUGUCCUUCAAGGAGUCUGUGGCCUUCAACUUUGGGAGCCGACCGCUCAGGUAUCCGUCAGAGGGCUACCUGCCCCUGCAGGACCCGCCCGCCGCCGACCUGCUCAAGGCCCAUAAGCUGCUGGGCUUCGUCAAGAACGUCCUGUCGUCCCGCAUUCAUGUACAGGAGGACCGCGUGGUAGAGACGGAGCGCUCGGUGUGGCGUCUGGACGGCCAGCCCACGGUGUUGAUCACGUUGGCGCACAUCUUCAACCACUUUGCUCCGCUUAUGUGCAAGGUGUACCUGGUGGAGGACGUGCUGAUGAACUUCCUGUUGGGAAUCCUGGAGGGUGGCGGUUCGGUGGAUGAGCACCCGCUUAUACAACAGCUGCUCGACCUAUUCUGGCUCCUCAUGGAGGACUACGAGAUCAACGAGUGCCUGAAGCAGCUUAUGAUGUCGCUGCUGAGGGCAUACCGCUUCUCCCCCAUCAUCCCCGACCUCGGCUUCCAGAUCCACUACCUGCGUCUGACCACGGCCAUCUUGCGUCACGAGAAGUCAAGGAAAUACCUGCUUGGCAAUGUCUUGUUCGACGUGCUGCGCUCGGUGGUCUUCUUCUACAUCAAGACGCCGCUGCGGGUCAAAGAGGCCGGGCUGGAGGAGCUCAUCCCCACCACGUGGUGGCCCACGCACUCGGAUAAGGAGGGAAAAGACGAGCGCGAGCCCAAAGACGAGAGUUCGGACGAGCGCUUGCGGCGGAGGGCGUACGAGCGAGGAUGCCAGAGGCUGAAAAAAAGAAUCGAAGUGGUGGAAGAGCUGCAAGUGCAAAUCCUCCGGUUGCUGCUAAACAACAAGGAUAAGAGCACUGGCGAAGCCUCCCGCUACAUUUUCCUGAACAAGUUCCGCAAGUUUCUCCAAGAGAACGCCAGUAACCGAGGGCACCCCACGGCCCUGUGCCCCCCCGAGUACAUGCUGUGUUUCCUGCACCGGUUGAUCACCGCCGUGCGCGCCUGCUGGGACGAAGCCAGUAAGAAGAGUCCGGGCAGCCUCGCCAGCGAUGAGGCGUAUGUGCCGCCGCAGCUGUUCUACAACGGGAAGGUGGACUACUUUGACUUGCAGCGACUAGGCGGCCUGUUGUCGCACCUCAAGAAGACGCUCAAAGACGAUCUAGCGAGCCAAGCCAACAUCGUGAUGGACCCGGCGGAGAUCCAGGCGGCGUCCAUGGACGACCUGGACGAGGACGAGGAGAGCGGUGGUGCACAGAGGCCCGCAGGAGCGGGGCCAGGCAGCGCCCCCGCGGCCCGGCCCGGCUGGCUGAGCUCGCCCACCCUGGGGCGGGCCAACCGCUUCCUCAGCACGGCCGCCGUCAGCCUCAUGACCCCCCGACGACCCUUGGGCCAGCCCGAGAAGCUUAAAGUGCGCACUCUGGCCGUGGAGCAGCGUACUGAGGACGACAUCGAGGGCAGCCAUAGCAACGACGGCCUGCUGCUCGGGCGACCCGCCCAAGAGUCAGAUCGACCCGUGGCCGACAAGUCGCUCCUGGAAAUCACCGACGGGAUUGUCAUGAUGUACAACCUCAGCGUACAUCAGCAGCUAGGAAAGAUGGUGGUGGUGGCCGACGAUGUCCAUGAGUACGCGGCGGCUCUCAAAGACACGGAUGAGAAGAUUGCGCGGUGCCCGGCGAGGAGGGCAGACAUCUUGGACGAGCUCCACAAGAGUCGCAAGGUUUUCGCCGAGAAGUUGAAUCACCUGAGUAGAAGGCUGGCCUGGAUCAACGCCACCAUUUACUCCAAGGAGAAGAUGCUGGACGUGUACUGGCUCUUGCGUGUGUGCAUUGUGACGGUGGAGCACGCCGACCGUACGGGCUCACUCUUUGCCUUCACGCCCGAGUUCUACCUCAACGUGGCCAUGUACGCCUACAACGCACUCAAGAAUUACUUUGGGCCCGCCGGCGGCAUGGAGCAGCUGCCGGGCUACCAAGAAACUCUGGCUCAGCUGGCGGCCAUCCUGGCCAAACACUUUGCCGAUCCAAGAAUCGUCGGGACAGAUAUCAAAGACGCUCUGAUGCAGGCGUUGGCCAGCUACGUGUGCUACCCGCAAUCCCUUAGGGCGGUGGAGAGGAUCCCUGAGGAACAACGCGUGGCCAUGAUGAGGAACUUGCUGGCACCCUAUGAGCAACGACCGUGGGCGCAGACCAACUGGAUUCUUGUCCGGCUGUGGCGGGGCUGCGGUUUUGGCUACAGGUACACACGCCUACCGCACCUGCUCAAGACCAAGCCCGAGGACGCCAACCUGCCCAGCCUCCAGAGGGACUUGUCCAUUGCUAGUUUCCAAAAGCCGUGUCCGUCGCUGCUGCUUCAGAGACACAUGGCUCUGCUGCUGAGCACGGAAAAAGAGAUGGGCGCCUCCUUCCUUAACAGCGUCCUCAAUCAGCUCAAUUGGGCCUUCUCCGAGUUCAUCGGCAUGAUCCAAGAGAUCCAACAGGCGGCGGAGCGCCCGGAGAGGAACUUUGUGGACACGCGGCAGCUCAAGGUGUGCGCCACCUGUUUCGACUUGUCGGUCAGUCUGCUGAGGGUCCUAGAGAUGACUGUGACGCUGGUUCCGGAGAUCUUCCUGGACUGGUCGCGUCCGUCGGCCGAGCUGUUGCUGCGCCGUCUUGCUCAGUUGCUGAAUCAGGUGCUGAACCGGGCCACGGCAGAGAAGAACCUCUUUGACCGCGUGGUCAACUUGCGCCUGCCAGGUCUGGAGAGCGUGGACCACUACCCCAUCCUGGUGGCCGUCACCGGCAUCCUCGUCAGACUUCUUGUCGACGGUGACCGACACGGGACGUGUCGCGCAGCGUGCGUGCUGCUGUCGGACCCGUGCUUCCAGCUUCACUCCAUCCGGCACCUUCUCAGCGACGAGCCGUCGGCGACCGUCUCCUCGACGGCCGCCGCCGCCCCAACGGAGCGCAAACAUUUCUCCCUCAACGCAUGUGAGCGAUCCGCCCGCCGUCACCGUUUUGUCAGCGUUCUCUUUGUUUUUCUUGGGCGCUUUUGCUUCCACAGACAGCGACUACAUCAGCGCGGACGAGAAGAUGAAGGUGGAGAGCAUGCUGGCCUUCCUCAGCAGGGAAUCGCAGCAGGCAGCCACCAGCGCGCAGCCGACGAGCGAGGACGACCUUUGCCCCAUCUGCUACGCGCACCCCAUCUCUGCCGUCUUCAAGCCCUGCUCGCACAAAUCUUGCAAGGCCUGCAUCAAUCAGCACCUGAUGAACAACAAAGAUUGUUUCUUCUGCAAAGCCACCAUCACAGGGGUGGACGACUACAUCAAGACCCCUGCCUCGUCCUCCUAACACAUGCAUGCUGCUCCCAGAGCGUCGCGUCGGCGGCCUCCGUUGCACUUGUGUGUCUAUUCCUUUGCUGUGUUUUCUCUCAUGCAAUUAAAUUAUUCAUCACCGACAGGACGUGCACGUUUUUGACUAGAAAAUAGUUGUUAGACGAGUCGUCAUUGACCUCCGCCGGCGUCCCAUUGAUAAACUCCCGAAAAUAGCCACGGUCAGACGAGGAGGAGGAAGGACAUCUUGUCUAUUUUUGCCGUAACACAAUCUGCGCGUGCGAGCGGUACAGUCAUUUGUUAUUUCAGAAUCAAAUAUGAAUGAGCUCAUCUUGUUGUCAUGGUGACUUAUCAACUGAAAAACCACGUAAAGGCGCGCGUCGCCCCCUGCGGGACGACUACCGAACUACGGUCAUCCCAAACAGCGUUCAUUUGUUUUUGGAGUGCAGCGCCUCCUUUCUGGACAGCUAGUGGCUAACAGCCUCUGGCUUACAAAUGAAAUGUUUUCUUCCAUUUUACUUUUAUUCACACUGUCAAACAAGAACAGAACAACAGAAAUGAACAGCUUUUAUGUCAGCGAUAAUGAUUGAAUGUCGUAACAGCCAUCCACCUGCGAAAAAAAUGAAAAAAAAAAACAUUGGAAAACCAGCAUGAAUAUUAACUCAUUGGAUGGCAUUGACAGCAAUAGACGUAUAGCCCAUUUGAACUCUCCCACUUGAAAUAGAUUGGACAUCUCAUAACUACCAUAAUUUUCAGACUAAAAGCCACUACUUUUUUUCAUUUUGAAUCCUGCGGUUUCCAGUGUGGUUUAUUUGUUGAUCCAUUUGGCUUAAUAGGUACCACUUAAUUUGACAAUGAUGACAACUAGAGGUGUGCAAAAUUUCCGAUUCUUAGAUUAUUCGCGAUUCGGCCGUGGAAGAUUCGAGAACGAUUCACAAACAUCCAAAUUUCGAUUAUUGAAAUAUGCCAAGUAAAGCGGAAGUACACAACACUCAGCGCGCCGCGCGGUCUUCGGGACGGAACGGAGCGAGAGUAGCUAAACAUCAUGCUUCCCAUUACCCGGCCCCUCGGGUAAUGCCAAUGCUCAACUCACGGCUAUAGCUCAACUCAUGCAACAAGAUAAAAAAACACAACAACAUACCUGACUGCUGCCGAAAAGCUGCUACAAAGUACAUCCAUAUAAUGUUACGGUGGAUAUCAUUUAUAUAGGACUAGAUGCAAUAUAGAUUUGGUAGUGUUAGCAGCACAUCUACAAAAAGCUAGAUACGGGCGUUAUAAACGGCCGCCAUCUUAAAGCAGUACACUUCCCUGCAAGGCUGUUGUAGCGAACCUUCCAAGCAAACCAAAUUAACUUUUUAUCUAAAAUACUCCUAAAUCGGUAAAAUAUUGACUUGAAUCCAUCUUUUAAAAUAGUUUUAAAACUUUCACAUGUCGAAAGUAGACAAAAGGGAAAUUAUGGAAUAACGGGAGCAAUUUUAACAACUUUAACGGUUGAUUCACAACAUUAAAUUAAUUGAAUGUAGUUUAAAGCUGCUGAUACAGAAUGGGGACUGGAGUUUUUUAUUUAAUGUUAUUUUUGUAUAUUUGUUUACUGCUAUAUGUUAACUUGAAACUGAAAUAGUAGUGUGGUUUAGCCUGAGAGUAUUUUUGAACAAUUUUGGAACUAAUGUACAAAACAUUUAAAAAAAAAAAAAAGGAGGGGGGUGCAUCAAUAAUCGUUUUAUAAUCGAAUCGGAGCCUCUGAAUCGUAAUCGUAGUCGAAUCGUUAGGUACCCAAAGAUUCCCAGCUCUAGUAAUAACACUGUCAUAAGACUAAUAGUUAUGACAUGACACUAUCAUGGGCCUUACUGAAUGCUUGUGUCAUUAAGCAUCUGGCAAAUUAUGUCACUAAUACCAUUUAUAUCCAGCUUGGAUCUUUUACAUCCAUUUAAAAGUGAGAUAAUUUGCCCGAUAACAAUAAAUGACAUUUGUUAUAAGCAUUCAUACAUGCUCAUGACAGUGUCAUGUCAUAAUUAUGAUUGUCUAAUGACAGCCUUAUGGCCUUAUAAAGUGUUACCAAAUACCAUAACUCGCAAUUAAUGAAACAACUGGAACAGUAACUGAAGAAUUAGCACAGAACAUGAAUUGUAUUAUUUACAUCUGUAGUGCUGCAAUGCAUGCUAGGAGGCAUGUUGGACAACAGUGUUGACGGCAGGUCGCAGCAGAGGUUGACUGUCUCCCCCAAAGGAGCAGUUUGGGCCAAAUGAAGCCUAUUGAAGCAAUGAAGCUUUGCAGCCAAUUGGUUCAAAGCUUCAUAGUGGUUCAUUUAGUCUUAUGACAGUCGUAUGAUGCCGCUAUCAAAGUGUUACUGUUUUGUUGUAAACAUUCCAUAAUACAGUGAGGACAGCUGCGGCUUAUAGUCCAGUGCAGCUUAUCAAUGAACAAAUGCCAUUUUCGUACCCAAUUUGGUGGGUAGCGGCUUAUAAUCAGGUGCGCCUUACAGUCUGAAAAUUACGGUAAUUUGGUGGGAGGAUCUGUCUUGCAGAACAAUUGUUGAGAAUAGUGCAGCGUAACGCCUGCCUGUUUGAUUUUGGGUGAACUAUGUGGAAGUGAAUGGAUGAGCUGUCAUUUUUGGUGCCAUAAAGAGUCGAGUAAGUGCCACUAACGUCGAAGCGUCCGACGGAGGCGGUGGAGGUCUGACUGGCCUGCAUGACUUGGCUGAGUGCCCACAUCUGCUGGAGGCUCCGAGACACGCCCGCCGCGUCCACCGCCGGGCCCUACCAACACACAAAUGGAGCGGCGUUUACGAAAGAAACGGCCCGUUCGAUUCAGGUGUACCUGCACGGGCGGGUCGACCGUCUCCAGGGCCAGCAGCCAUUCCGAGAGCUCCUUGUCCGGCUCCUGCAAAGCGCCAACAUAGAAAAAGGGUUUUCCCUUUAAAACAAAAUAAAAAAACAAGUGCGUUUUACAUACGGGUGGGGGCGCGCGUGGGUAAACGCGGACGUCCUCUACUCCGAAUGAGGACCAGGACCACGACGGCUGCUUCAGGAUCAGUCGCACGCAAGACACCUCGUCAGCGGACACUUGCAACUGAGCACAAAGCACAUCAUGCUAUUGGCAACUUAAAAAAUACAAUUGCUUCAUAAUGAUAUUGACGGGACACAUUCCCCAGACACGCCUUCAAGUAGGGGGCUGUCCCACACUCCGCUUCAGUCGCUCGAAGUCGGUCGGUUAUUCUCAAACAAAUGCAGCGAUCCAAGGACAGAUUUAGGUUGAAAAAGUACGAAAGCUGUACCGCAAAGAAACAGGAAGGAUUGUCUCAGGAGUAAUUUGUUCGAGGAUUCAAGGUAAUUAUUAUAUUUUCCGUACCAUGCAUGCAUUUUGAAACGUAAAAAAAAUCAAUGGAAGAAAUGCCAUGGUAAGCGCUGUGGUAUUGGUGUCAUAAUUUGCAAUAUUUACGUAAAAUAAAUGUUAACUGCCCUUUUUUUUUUUUGCUUUCAACCAGGAAUCGAGACUGUUUUACGUUCAUAUCUACAAAGAAUUCAGGGAUUAAAGCAUUUAUUCACAAGAAUGUUCAAUGUAAAAAGCUCUUUGUCUAUGUUUCCACUCGUUCAGCUUUGACGGAGAUAGCUCCCCUAUUAAUCGGCACCACGU
This is a messenger RNA of Corythoichthys intestinalis (scribbled pipefish), 7836 nucleotides long. Its product is annotated as E3 ubiquitin-protein ligase RNF123. The transcript is spliced from 40 exons. NCBI's taxonomy places the organism in Eukaryota, Metazoa, Chordata, Actinopteri, Syngnathiformes, Syngnathidae. The coding region runs from base 193 to 4359 and encodes 1388 amino acids. Gene Ontology annotation, molecular function: protein binding; ubiquitin-protein transferase activity. The record is from RefSeq and is a predicted model, not a curated record. Gene Ontology annotation, cellular component: cytoplasm.